Zootermopsis nevadensis is the source of this 749-nucleotide messenger RNA. RefSeq names its product transmembrane protein 17. Gene Ontology annotation, cellular component: ciliary transition zone. Gene Ontology annotation, biological process: non-motile cilium assembly. Lineage: Eukaryota; Metazoa; Arthropoda; Insecta; Blattodea; Termopsidae. The record is from RefSeq and is a predicted model, not a curated record.
ACUAAAAUUUUCCCGGUCUGAAACAGACAUUAUAAACAUGGCGGAAUGCUGGAAAGGAAGUGAAACAGUAUCAAACCUGCCUCUGCAAAUGUCAUUAUACUUUAAUGUUAUUUUCUUCCCAGUUUGGCUGAUAACAGUUAUAAUCAUGUUGCAAUUGAAGUAUGAAUGCUUAAGCCACAUAUAUCGCUUCACAGUGGUGACUGUUUUAAUUGCUGUGAUUGGCAUCGAGUGCCUGCGUCUGUAUAUGGGCUACUUGGGCAACCUUACAGAAAAAAUACCUGAAUUAGCUGGCUUCUGGAUGCUAUCACUGCUUCUGCAAUUGCCUCUACAGCUGUUCUUGUUUGUGAAUGAAGAGACCGUGCCAUUACCAAUUGAACGUGCUGUACAGGGAGUAAUGCUGUCAUUCUUAGCAGUACAAUUGGUUUCUGGAUUUGUUGCCCUCAGACAUGCUUCAAAGCAUCAGGCUUAUCAUUUCCAUGUUAUGCAGUUCCAAGCCAUGCCUGAUUCUGUGAGUCGGCUUGAUCUUGCCUACAAACUGGAUUGAAAUAUAUCUGCUGUAUAAAGUAUACGCAAAUAUCAAGCCCUGACAUUGAAGGCAGAAUGUUCCUCUGAAAAUGUAGUACAAGUCCACAUGGCAUUACUAGAACCUCAGAUCUCAUUAAUAAAUACUUUUUCAAGAUAAAGAGGUGUAUCAUGGAGACUGGCCGCAUCUUUUAUGUGUGUGUGUGUGUGUGUGUGUGUGUGUGUGU